AUGAGGCUCGGAGUAGGCCGUAGGGGAUGGGCGUGCGGCGCGACGGAGGACCGGCGGCGGCGUCGUGAUCCGAUGAUAGCAACAAGAGCGCGCCUUCCCCUCUCCCUGACGGCGUCGUCCACCCCGCACGGCGCGCGCACCAAGAAGAGGAGGAAGCCAUGUCCCCAAGCUGGAGGUUGUGUGUAUGGAGGCCAGGAAGAGAGUAGCAGAGUGGGGCCCUUCUCUGCCACAGCUGAACAUGGAGAAGAUACUGAUUUCCAAUUUUCCAUGGAUGUGUUAGGAGAAUACAAUGAUGUAAUGCGAUCACCAAGGUUCAAUGGCUCGGGUUCCAAGGGGUCCAGUUUCAGAAGCCCUUUGUCUAAGCUCGUCGAGAGCGUUGAUGAGGGCAGUGAUGGCCAUGAAGAUCAAAACGAGUAUGAUCGAGUCUUCUAUGCUGGAUGGAAUACACCCAACAAUCCUAGCAAACCUAUAGGUCAGAAUGGCAAUGCUUCAAAAAGUGCCAUGAACAGGAGCGCUGAUGAACAGCUUCCAUCAAGUAUGUGUUUUGUCAGGCUGUCGGAUAUGAGUGCAGAUGAGUGGGAUGUAGUCCUUGAAAAAUUCCAGGAACUGCUGAACGAGGCACUACACGAGAGCGCAAGGGCAGCAGCAGGUCAAAGGAUGAAGCAGCGCCUGGGCACUUCAUGCAAGUUUUGA
Miscanthus lutarioriparius is the source of this 693-nucleotide messenger RNA. NCBI's taxonomy places the organism in Eukaryota, Viridiplantae, Streptophyta, Magnoliopsida, Poales, Poaceae. The record is from the annotation of a GenBank genome assembly.